Paramecium tetraurelia is the source of this 1977-nucleotide messenger RNA. RefSeq lists its product as uncharacterized. Gene Ontology annotation, molecular function: phosphatidylinositol binding. The record is from RefSeq and is a predicted model, not a curated record. The transcript is spliced from 7 exons. Lineage: Eukaryota; Ciliophora; Oligohymenophorea; Peniculida; Parameciidae. Gene Ontology annotation, cellular component: endosome.
AUGUAUUGUGCAGAUAAUUAAAUAAGUUGCACAAUUAUUUAUGCUUUGAACAUAUUUGGCUUGCUUCUUGUACUGGGAAUAUUGUUCAAAAGCCGGGAAUCCUAUUUAAAGGAAUGGAAAAGAAUAAGACAAGUCAUUAAAGAUUACUCAAUAGAUUAUCGAAGUGCUGGAAAUUUUCCAAUAUUCGCAAAGUUUUUAGGUGUGUUAAUAGGAUUUUGUAUCCUAAUAAUAGCAAGCAUAAUUUCUAUAAUUCUGUGGGACUCUAGUUUCGGGUUAAUGGAGGUUUCUAAUGUGUUUUUGUGGACUACCUGCGCUUUCUUAUUUUACAUUGAUUAUCGCUCUAUUUUCAAGUUUUCAAAAUAAUUACGUCUGGCGUUAGCCAUUAUUUUGAUUAUUUAAUUUACAUCAGGUUUAGUAUUCGGAAUAGAGAGAAAUUUAGAAAAAGAAAAUAAAGGAAUUGAUGAUUUAACCGUAGAAGCAUCAGUCUAUUUGUGUAAUUUCAUAAUUGUGCUUGUUAUUAAUAUAAUAAGCUUAUUCUUUCCAAAGUUUGAAUAUCAAAAAAUAAACAAGAAUAGCGAUGAUAAUAAUUUUAUUAGCAUUAAUAAUCUUUCACAUCAUUUGAUUAGUGAUGAUUCAUUCUCUCUUUAAACUUAAAAAUAGAAUCCUUAAUAAAAUUCAUCAAGUUAAAGACAAUCUAUAUCUAAAAAUCCAAAAAGGAAUCAAUCAUUUAUAGAUUAAUUAGAUGAAUUUAAAAAGGAUGAUGGCUCUUAAAAUUCUCUGGGUUCUUCAAGCAUAUAAAAAUUAAAAUAGGAACAGUCAGGAUUGAUUGAUCUAACUUAUGGGUUAAAGAAAGAAGAAGAAGCUAUUUAAAAGGAGAAGGAACAAAAGGAAUUGAUGAGUUAAAUUUUCGACAUGCAUAAAUAAUUAGAUGAAAAACUAAACAAAUUCAAAUAAGAUAGUGAAGUUAAUCAAUAGGAAUAAUAGUAAUCACCUGUUAAGGAUAAGGAGCAAAAGAAUAGUAAUUAAGAGUUAACCGAGCUUUCAAACUAAUUAAAUACAUAGAAAUAACCAGAGGCUAAUGUAAAUUCAAAAUAUGAAAUUCAGAGCAUUAAGAUUGAAGGAUUUGAAGAGAUUAAGAAAUAAGGAAAAAGAUUCAUAUAUUUUAAGAUAUUCUAUUUUUCAAAUUCUAAAUAAAGACAAGUCAGAACUGAACAUAAUUUGAAAGAAUUUCAAUAAUUAAGAUAUGCUUUAUCAUAAAUAUAUGUAAAUCACUCAUUCCCAGAAAUACCAGAAAAAAAACCCAAUGAAAGAUUAACAGGAAAAGAUGUUGCAAGUAGAGGAGAGGCUCUUGAAAAGUUCUUAUAAUUUAUAGUUUAACAUCAAAUGUAAUGCCCAACUUUAGAUAAAUUUUUAGAGGAAACAUCAGGACCUGUUCUUAUUGAAGAUGAAAAGGAAACAAAUAUUGAUCAAGUGUUGAAAGAUAAAUCAUUUGAUGACUUCUUAGAAAUAAGAAAGGCAAGCAUUACUUCUAAGCAAAGCUAUCUAGAUAAAGAUUUUAAUGAAGAUAGUCUUGAUCCAAAAAGUAGGUUAAACUCAUCCUCGUAUGAUUAAACAUCAUAUUUCUCAAGAAAUCCUGAUCGAUAUUAAUCUAGCAUAUAACCAGGGAUGGGAAAUGGUCAUAAAUUUAUUAUUAAGGAAGUUAAAACCCUUUAAUAAAUUACUUAUUAUAAAAUUGAGGGAUCAAUAAAUAAUCAGACUGUCGCAACUGUUUAAAGAAGGUAUAAUGAUUUUAAAGAAUUGUAUAAAAAGCUAUUAGAAAGGCAAUAUUAAAUCCCUGUUCUACCAAACGAACCAAUUUAAAAAUAGUAAGAUGUUAUAGCUUAUAGACAAGAAGCUUUAGCAUAAUUUUUAAAUGCCUUGUAUUAAAAUAAAUCAGUAAAAACUAAUAUGGUUUUUAAAGAAUUUGUGGGUAUUUGA